Rhizophagus irregularis DAOM 181602=DAOM 197198 is the source of this 366-nucleotide messenger RNA. RefSeq lists its product as uncharacterized. The record is from RefSeq and is a predicted model, not a curated record. Lineage: Eukaryota; Fungi; Glomeromycota; Glomeromycetes; Glomerales; Glomeraceae.
AUGGAUGAGGUGAAUUUUAUUACUAACUAUUUUGAUGUUAAUCAUCGCCCUGACAAGAACAUUUAUAUUAUCGUAGUCUUUUCUACUUCCACUGAUUACCUAUAUAAAAGACCAAGGCUUGAUUUUAAUAACAUUCCUUUAGAUUUAGGACAGUCUCCUACGCAACUUUUACAUACUGGCGGAUGUUUUUGGGAUUAUCAAGAAUCAUCUGAGUUGGAACAAGAAUUGAGAAAAGAAGACCCGGAAAAUACUUAUAUAUGUAAGGUAUCAAGGUGCUUAGCCAACAUAGAAAAAUUUUAUGAUAUUUCUCUCUUCCUUGUAAAAUUUGGAAUUGAUAUUGUUGAUGAUAUGGAAGUAAUCGAUUAA